Heterostelium album PN500 is the source of this 879-nucleotide messenger RNA. RefSeq lists its product as uncharacterized. The transcript has a single exon. The record is from RefSeq and is a predicted model, not a curated record. Lineage: Eukaryota; Evosea; Eumycetozoa; Acytosteliales; Acytosteliaceae. The coding region runs from base 1 to 879 and encodes 292 amino acids.
AUGAAAAAUUUCUUGUGCUUAAACAAUAGUUGGAGAUUUACUUUAAAUUCCAAAGAAACACAUGUUACAAUUACACAAAAUAAGACAGUUGAAAUCAAUGGUCAAGAGAUUGCCUCCAUUUACAAUAGAAAUAUGUUGCGUUUGGAGUUUGUUUAUGAAGAUCAUAUGUUUUAUGUUUGUGCUGGUAAUGCCUUGCCAUUCUUUGGAAUCAACACUCAAUUGUACAUGGACCAAGUUAAUAUCAUCAAUGGAAGACAAUACCACACUACCCCAAUUUUCGAGCGUAUGCUUCUCUUAGUGUCUGUCUAUUUGUUUGGUGUUUUCUUUGGUUUCUGGACACUUAUUCCAAUCGCUGUAUAUACUAUCUGCCUCUACAUGUUCUUCAGACACCGUAACUAUGUAAUUGUACAAUUGCCAUCACAACUCCAGGAACACCAAGGUGUAACGGCCAUCGCUCCAGUUCAUGACCAAUCCAGAGAUAGACUUGUCACCUACGGAACUAACAAUCCAAUUAUGACUCAUGUAUUAUUACCAAUCGACGAGAAACUCCAACAACUCCGUCAACCAUCUACAAACACCGUUGUCAUUCAACCACAAAUGCCACCAACCACCUACAUCACCAACCCAGAGGAACUAAAGCAAUUGCAACCAAUCCCAACUCAACAAACACAAGUACAACAGCCACAACAACCCCAAUACACUGUAAUGCCAACUCAACAAAGCCAACCACAAAUGCAACAAGGAAUGUAUCCACAAUUCCAAACACUUUAUUCUCCAUACCAACCACAACCAACUGGUCAAUUAUAUCCAUCAUACAUCCCACCAGUCCCAAUGCAACAACAACAACCAAUGCCAACUUCACAACCAAAAUCUGUUUAA